UUCCUUUCUUUUUUUUCCUUCGUCACGAUUCGUUCGCGAGUGAAACGUGCGCACGAUUUUGGGAUUUCGAUACGCAUUAUCAGUGACGAAAGAGAAAGAAAGAGAGAGAAAUUACUCGUGUUUAUCAGUGUGCACUGUGCCAUGGGGAUCUAGGAACACCGGUCAGGAAACGAGACGCAUGACAGACGACACCAGGCGGGCGUUAUCAGGUGAGGGUUCAGCAUCUUUCGGCGACGCGAUCGAGAGAUGUCGGAUGCCGCCGGUACGGAUAAUCCGGCAUUCGCCAACGAGGACGAGUGCGUCAACGGUUCCAAAUUGGAGAACGGCGGCCAGCAGCAAGCGGCCUUGAACCAGGAUCACAAGUCCUCGGCGGAUAAUGCGCCGGUAGAAAAUGGCCACCAACGAUCCUUCAUCUCCCAACACUACGUCGAACCCAUUAAGCCGAGCUCGGAGCCGUGUUAUAAAACGGAAACGAGAAUCGAAGUGCCGGCCGAUAACACGGAGAAGAGUGUGUCGGAACCGAAGCUUAAUGGCGUCCACGGGAAUGGCAAUAAUAACGACGCGAGUUUCCUUAACAACAGUGCUACGAGCGUACAGAUUAAUGACUCCGGAAAGAAGGAACAGAUCGAGGCCGUAAAUCUGGAACUGGUCUCGAUGAGGCCAUACACGGGCAACAAUAUUCAGACAAAGGGUCAGGAAGCCUGCGAGGUACCAGCUGAUCCUUACGAGGAGUACUUCGUGCCGGUUAACGAGCAUCGAAAGUACAUCAGCAGGGGUCCCGAGGCCGAGGUUGAAACAACCGUAGCUGGAGUGCGUUUUGAUUUGGGCCCCGGCGUCGGCCGCGAGGGACUCAGCCUGAGAGAUCCCGCCGCCGGAUUGGUCGACUAUUCCCACUGGCUGACAGCCCUCAGAGGCGAGAAACUUUACGUUACGAAGGACAAGAGGUCUAGAAAUUCGUACUGGAGAAGAAUGGCCUGGGGAUGUGCGCUGUUGGUCAUAAUAAUUGCCGUAAUCAUCGCCAUUUUGGCCGCAACUGGUGUAUUUCCAAUAUCAGCUACGGAACCCUUGGAGAACGUGGAAGAAAAUAACACACGCCAAUUUAACGAAGUGCAGGCGGCUGGAAGUCGAGAAUAUGUGAAAGAUCCGCCAUUAAGUCCACCACCUUUAACUUCGACUGUUCCACCGUGGCCUACAACUGACGAAACGCUAUUCGAAAUUGUACCAGAUGCUCUGGAUGGAACUUUGAGAUUAGAUGAUUUUAACUGGAAUGACGAUUUUAGUGAUAUCAAAUCUCGAGUAUAUAGACAAGUAAGUUCCGAAAUAGAGGAGCAUCUAGGGAACAUUCUCCGACAAGCGGGUAGCACGUCUAUAAUCAAAGUAUACGACAUCAAUAAGGAAGGAGAAAUCAGAUUCAGAAUAAGUCAUCCACCUCGGAAUAUACCUGAAGAGAGUCAAGAAUAUAUCGAAGAUGUAUUACGAAAAAAUGGUAAUAUGAUCGGAGAAUAUCAUUUAAACAGACUUCAUGUAGGAAAGCUUAUCGAUCAAUGUGAAUACGGCAAUCUUGAGUGUACCGGAAACUGUAAAUACGAUUACCCCUCUGGCACAUUUGUAUGCAUCUGUAAAUUAGGAGAAAUAUUACAUCAUGAUGGCAAAACUUGUGUGGAUGAUAGCGAUUUAAGUAAUGUCGAAAUGGAUGAUGUAAUGCCACAAUCCAGCACGGAACCAAUUGAUGAUUUUCAAGGUAGAAGCAGAGAUCCAAGCGCGAUAGACUUCGAAUCCAGACAUUCCAAUACUUGGAAAAAUACAGACUUCAAAGAUUCAGAAACAGAUACAUCAACGGCGAAGUCUAAAACAGAACACAUUAAUCCUGAGAAAUCUGACAUAUCAAUAGAACAGCAGACCGAAUUUACACCAACGACGAAACACGUUUCUGAGAAUGGUAAUUCUCAUUGGAAUCAUGAACACGUACGUCAUCACUCGAAGGAAACCACCAUUGAAUCACAAUCUCCCAUUAAAGCUUCCCAAGAGCCUUCUACUGAACCAGAAUCUACUGCUGAACCAGAACCUACCGCUGAACCAGAACCCAGUGCUGAGCCAGAACCCAAUGCUGAACCAAAACCCAGUGCUGAGCCAGAACCCAGUGUUGAGCCAGAAUCCAGUGCUGAGCCAGAACCCAGUGCUGAGCCAGAACCCAGUGCUGAGCCAGAACCCAGUGCUGAGCCAGAACCCAGUGCUGAGCCAGAACCCAGUGCUGAGCCAGAACCCAGUGCUGAGCCAGAACCUAAUGUUGAACCAGAAAUUACUGUUCCACCAGAACUUACCGUUAAAUCAGAGUCAGAGCCUACACCUAUAUUAGAAUCCGCUGCUGCACCAAAUCCUACUUCUGAACCAGAAUCCACUGUAAAACCAGAAAUUGCUCCUGAAGUCGAAUCGACUAUUGAAGCAGAAACUAUUACUGAAAGAGAAUCUACUGCAAAAUUAGUGCCUGUCACAGAAUCAGCAACUAUCAAUGAAACAAAUACUGAGGUAAAGUCAAAAACGGAGUCGCACCAUUUAACAACAGAAUCAUACUUGAAAUCAAAAACUGUAAUAUCUGAGCAACCUGAAUUCUCUGUUAAACCAAUGUCUCAUAACGAUACUUCUGAAUCAUCUACACAGGUAUCACUUUCAGAUGAUGCUAGUACAACUGAUAUACUCAAAUCUUUCAUUGAUUUAACGGAUAAAAGCGAUAAUUCCAAAAACGAUGAAACUCCCAUCACAACUGUAAAGCCUAAUAAAAAUCCAAUAGACAAUGAUACACCCUUACAAGUAAUACCUUUAACAUUUAAAGAUAUCAAUGAUAAUGUAGAAGCUAAAACAACGACAAUACAAUCUUAUAGUAAGGCUGAUGAAAUUACUGAAAGUACAAUUAUCGAAGCUGAUCUUACUACCUUAAGUUAUAAAGAUUUAAAACAAAAUGAUGAUGUAAAACCUAAAAAUCAUGAGGAAUCUGUCACAGAACAAUUUACACAAAAUCCUAAUCUUCAAAAAGAUAAAGAAAGUGACUCUACUAUAGAAACAAAUUUGAAUACAAAUUUAAGCAGUACCCAGAAUAGCAGCUCUCCAAUUAAUGAACAUGACUUAAUAACCAAGCAAAAAUCAGGCAUCGAUUUAAAUAUUUUUGAACAGACUAGUUUAACUACUGCAGCAACUACUGUGCCAGUAAAAGAAAGAACAGAAUCGACUACUAAAUUCAUGAAUAACGAUAGGCAUUCAUCGACAGGAUAUAUCCAUACAAUAGAAAUAAAUGGCAUAAGUAAUAGAAACCCAGAAACAAACAAUUAUACUAAAGUACACGAGACAACUACGAUGCCAGAAACUACUCCAACUGACAUAUAUACUCAGCCAAUACUUGGAUACCGGGAAGAACUUGUACCCGAGCCCGCAUUGCAACCAAAUACGCCAGAUUCGAACGAGAAAAAUGUCAUUGAACAUAUGCCGACGACGGUCUUUCCUAAAGUACCGGAAAAUUUUGCCCACAAUGUCGAGCCACUUAGGGAACCUAUCGUGAAAUCGGGAGACGACGAACAUAUUAUGUUGAUACCAAAAUCCGAGGAACCAAUAGAGAUACACGCGAUAAUUCCACAACUCAUUCCAGAAGCCACAAAUAAAUCUCGAACAGAAAACUCGACAACAAACGAGAAUAAAUCUGUAGAAGGUACAAUCUCGAUCGACUCAUCUACAAUGCGUUCUAAUGAGAAUAUCGUUAAUACAAGCAAUAAUAAACACGCGGCACGUCCCGAUGAAAUGCAAGAACAUUCAACGAGUCAUCCCCUUCACCCAGCGGUAUUCCCAGAAAAUUCAGUAGAUCAUUUCGCAGGAAAAUCCGACGAUCGACCGACUGAGGAUAUGUCACCAUUCUUACCGGACGUUCAUAAAGAAAAAGAAAGCUUGAAGAAACCACGCUUAGAUAAGGACGAACAAGACGCUCCUAAUCCUUUUGAAACUCAUAUCGAUGAUGUUAUAACGCAUCGGCCAUUAAUACGUAAUAAUGCAGAGAGAGUAAAUGAAACUGAAACCAAAGAUUUAUUGAAUGACGUUAAUUCCAUGAGUAAUGAAAAGAAGGUAGAUAUCACGAAGAAAACCACACAGAAUCAUGAAAUAAAUACAACAGAUAUUGUAGGCAAUAGUGCUAACACUAACAAUACAGAAUCUAAGAUUCUGGACGUAUUAUAUCAAAAUAAUUCAACAAAAUCAGUCGACAAUAAUGGAACAAAAGGUAUUACAAAUCAAGAAAACGACAAUUUCUCCGAAGAUAAAGAAUUGAAAGUGAUUCCGUUGGCAGUAGAAGAUAAGUCAGUAGAUUCAAUUUCUCAAACUACACUGCAACCUAUAGAUAAGAAAACAGAAUCUGAAAUUGUAACUUCCGCUGGAAAGAAAGUACAAGAAGUUGAAGGUAUCGCGAUAGAAAGCGGUGUGACAAGUUCAGAGAAACCAGAAGAAAAUGCUGUAGAAGAUCAUUACAAUGAUAUUACGGAUGAGACCUUGUCAAAAAGGUAUCGACACGAUAAUACCGAUAUUCCGAUUAAAAUUAUAGAGUCAUCCAAAAAAGCAGUUUUAAAAGACAUUGACCCUAAAAAGAGUUCUUAUAACGGUCCAUAUUCGUCGUUAACUACAUUUGAUGUCAUAAAGAAAAAGAACGGAACAAACGAGAAGAUACCUUCUGAUACAACACAAAGUCCGAUGGUUACGAAAACCGAUGGCGUUGUAAACAAUCAAAUGGAAGAUGGUAGAUUGACCACACAAGAACCUGUAUUGCCUAUAGAAAUUCAACAGGAAAUGUCCACGACAACCGACAAAGUUGAAAUCACCACCGUAAUCGAUAACGGAAAACAUGAAGAGAACAAUACGGAACCGCCGAACGUUGGUCAAUCCGAUGAGAAAGAAGCUAUUGCAGCACAAAUAACAACAACUCAAGUUACGCUGGAAACUAAGACUACAGCUCAGAUCCCAAUUUUGCCCGAGGAGCUACAAACGACAGAAAGCAAUGUAUUAUCAACAACAUUGAGUGAAGAGAUAUCGAGUGAAGACAAGAAAAUGGAAACUAUUAACAAAACAGUUUCAACAGAUGAUGCGAACAAUACAACGAGAGAAAACGAAACAGAGAAAGAGAAUGUUACCAGCAACGUAAUGGAUACGUCGGAAAGAAGCAUGGCAGCGACUACGAUGUACGAGAGUAACGUCAGCUUAGGAACUGGCCGGAAAAUAGAAUAUGAUAAAAAUGGGCAGGCAAUUGAAAGUGCUACGGAAAGCAUAAAAAUUGAAACUACUCCUAUGACGUCUACAACGGGAAAAUAUAUUGUGAGCGACGUAGACGGAACCUCGCCUACGCCUAACGAUGUCACCACCACGGAAGAUGUCAGACCAGUCACGGAAAUGCUGGACGACACGGAACCAAUGAUUGAUUACAGAAUGUUAUUCACCACGGUUCCGCCAAAACCGAUAUUAAUUGAUCCGGAAGUGUCUGAAGAAGCGCUCAGAGUGAUACCGCUUGAAAAAAAUCCGGAAAGCAAAAAAAAACCAAUUGACAAGAAAGGAUUCGAUAAAUACAAAUACAAAAAAGAAAAGGACCUGAGUUUGGAGGAUCAGAAUGAAGACAACGUUUUAACGGAAAGGUUCGAUCAGACCAUACUUUCCCAAACAGAACCAUCGACAAUUACGACUGCAGACCGUGAGGAAUUGCAUGACAGUGUGGUAAGCUCGGAUAUAGACCCGAAUGUACCCAGAUUUACCGUAGCUGACAAGGAAGGCAAUAUUGUACCAAUAUCGAAAUGGAAAGAUACAGCGUCUAAAAGCGAAAAUAAGGAUGCGGUUGCAGAGAUGAAGCCCAAAAAUUAUCCUAGCUUUAUACCGGUAUCGGAAGAGAUAAUAGAAUCAGUACCGGUUACGGAGCCUUACGUAAUCAUACGAAAUUAUACUCGUCCCAUGAUCAUAUCGAACGAUACAGAAAAAAUGUCUGCAAAUGAGACGAUAGUCGAAGGUCAAAUUAAUACAAAAGCAAACGAACCGACUGGGCAAAACGCCACCUUUUUUGAUCAAUUAUUCAGCGACCAUGAAGAAGCGGAAGUAGAUCGUGUCACGGAAGAAUCAACUACGCAAACUUCAACGAUGAAAGCGGAGAUCGAGAAUACCACCGCUAGCAGUCCUACGGAAUUUCCGUUUCCUGGGAGUCUCUCGAAAUGCUCCACAGGCCAAUUUCAGUGCGUUAACGGAACGUCUAGGAACGGUGCGUAUUGCGUACCACAGUCCGCCAAAUGCGACUCCGAAAAUGAUUGUUCCGACGGCUCGGAUGAAUGGAACUGCGAGGUAGAAAAUUGUUCGAGUAAUUUCCGCUGCGCCAAUGGGCAUUGCCUGAAGAGGCACCUUGUUUGCAACAAGAUCGUGGAUUGCGACGAUGGCAGUGAUGAACACAACUGUGAGAACUGGCAGUGUCAGUCUGAAGAAUUUAGAUGCCCAAGUGGAAGAUGCAUUCCGGGAUUAUGGCAGUGCAAUGGUCGGUCCGAUUGUGAAGAACAUCAGGACGAGUACAAUUGCACGGAAACUUGCGGAAACAAUGAGUAUCUAUGCCCAACGGAAAAGUGGUGCAUCCCACAUGCGUGGUACUGCAACGGAGUUGCCGAUUGCGUUAAUGGGGAAGACGAAAAGUUAUGUGAUUGUAUCCUAGAUCAAUUCAAGUGUCAAACCGGCGGCGGAUGCAUCCCCCGGAACCAGGUCUGCGACGGCAUCGAGAAUUGUCCGGAUCAUUCGGACGAAUGGAGUUGCCUAAUCGCCAAUAUUACUGCGGAUCAAAAUCUCACUAACGCAGAAACGGAUAGCAACACGGCGAGCGAAGCGAAUCGCGUGCCAUUUUUGAAGAUAAGACAAUAUGAUGGCGACUAUCAACUAGUGUGCUCGGACGGAUGGAGCGAAGAAUUCAGCGAUUCCUAUUGUCAUGCUUUGGGAUUCGCCGGAUCUGACGAGACAAUCGAAUCGUUCGCUUGGGAUAGAAGCCAGAAAAUUCUAAGACUGAAGACAAACCCUAAUUAUCACCUGCCGCUAGUCACGAACUUAGAGGAAAUGGGAUUUUGCGUAUCAGACAAGGUCAUACAAGUGUCGUGUCAGAAAUUCAAUUGUGGUCUGCAUAACACGGACGAAUCGAUCGCGAGAUCAACAGAUGACACUCCUAAGCAAUGGUCUAAUAUAGCUUUGUUGAAACAAUCGGAAGAAGGGACCGUUUGUACAUCCAGUAUACUCGGUCCUAUGCACGCACUAACUAGUUAUUCCUGCAUCAGUAAACACAAAGAAAACAGUGGAUGGCAGCUUUUUGCUGGUGGAAACAUGUUAAAAGGAAACGCCGUUAAAAACAUCAUCCCCUAUCCUCGAGUGAAAUAUAAUCAGUUCCUCUACAAUAACGACAUCGCUCUAAUCGAAUUAAGAGAGCCGUUAAUAUUUUCCAAAAAUGUUAGCGCCGUAUGUCUUCCCAGACAGUCGAUCCAGCCGGAGCAGACUUGCGUAACGGUAGGAUGGACAUUCCCUAGGAAUGGAGAAGUGAAUUUACAACAGAUUCUUAAAUUCAUACAUGUUCCGAUGAAUAAUUCCGAGAAGUGUAACGCCGCGAGUCAUUAUGCAGGAUUCCUCACGAAACAUGAUAUAUGCAUAAAUAAAGAUCCUUGUUACUAUGACAAAGGAACGUCGCUGAUGUGUGCCAGAGAAUUGCAGAAUGCUUCGGAAAGAUGGGAAAUCCAGGGAUUAUUAAGUUAUCAUACAGAAUGCUUGGGGAGUCGUCCAGCCAUUUACUCGAGCUUAGAACCAGCGCUCCCUUGGUUGCGCGAAACAGUGCCAGCUUUGCAGACGCAAAGCUAAAUCAUUGUCAUAACAAUUUAUCGAGGAUAAGAAGCCGGUACUUCAUGUUAGACAAGAGAAUCACACAGUUUUAAUAAAAAAAAUAUGAUAGUGAUUUUCUCUCUAUACAGCGUGUUUGAGAAGUAAUGAA
Molecule: messenger RNA, 8011 nt
Organism: Cyphomyrmex costatus
Lineage: Eukaryota; Metazoa; Arthropoda; Insecta; Hymenoptera; Formicidae
Exons: 11
Coding region: 247-7881 (2544 amino acids)
Biological process (GO): proteolysis
Cellular component (GO): signaling receptor complex; plasma membrane
Molecular function (GO): serine-type endopeptidase activity; low-density lipoprotein particle receptor activity; protein binding
Source: RefSeq, a predicted model, not a curated record